AUGAUCCUGUUAUGGGCUACACUGUUUCUCCUUCAUCAAGGACACACAAUGGUUCCAGUGAUCACAGUUCAACCUGGUGAACCUGCGACAUUCUUGUGUGUUUUGCCUCGUGAAGAUUUGAACAAAAGACAAGUCCUCUGGUACAAGCAGAGUGCUGGGGAUUCUCUGAAAAUCAUUGUGACACAGCGGAAAAGUAUAAACCCGGUAUAUGGACCAGCGUUUUCUGCCUCAAGACUGGAAGUUAAACAAAGUAAAAAUAUCAUGAAGCUGACCAUUUUGAAGACCGCUCAUGAAGAUGAGGGAAUGUAUCACUGUGCAGUCAUAGAUUGGACGGAAAAUACUUGGACUGGGACCUAUUUGUCAGUAAAAGGAAACCCUCAGAGGACAUCAAACUAUACCGUUGUUCAGUGGCCGACAGUAUCUGAUCCAGUCCAUCCAGGAGACUCAGUGACUCUGCAGUGUUCAGUCCUCUUUGAAUCUGUGAACAAGACCUGUCCAGGAGAUCACAGUGUGUACUGGUUCAGAGCCGGGUCAGAUAAAUCUCAUCCUAACAUCAUCUACAAUGAUGGAAAUAAACUUGAUAAAUGUGACAACAGAUCUGACUCUCUAAAGAGCUGUGUUUAUCGCUUCACUAAGAACAUCAACUCCUAUGAUGCUGGGACUUAUUACUGCGCUGUGGCCACAUGUGGGGAGAUCAUUUUUGGAGAUGGAACAAAACUGUGUCUGUCCAACACUGGAGCAAGUUCUGAAUUUAUUGCGCUGGUGAUAUCAGUAGUCUGCUUGGCCAUUUCUGUGAUUGGAAAUAUUGUUUUCAUCUGUUGCCGAACUCCAAGACCAGUGAGUGAACAAUUUAAAGGAAGAGAAAGUGCCUCGCCAGAAGGACGACAUGACAAUUUGAGCCAGCCAGUACAUGAAAAUACUGAAGAUGGACUUGAUCUGAACUAUGCUGCGUUAUAUUUCUCUGGAGGGAAAGUUACAAGAGGAAGGAAGAAGAAAGAGUUGAAGACUGAAGAAAGUGUGUACUCUCAUGUUGAAAAGCAAAUGUGAGCGUGUG
This is a messenger RNA of Seriola aureovittata, 1054 nucleotides long. RefSeq lists its product as uncharacterized. The record is from RefSeq and is a predicted model, not a curated record. The transcript is spliced from 6 exons. The coding region runs from base 1 to 1047 and encodes 348 amino acids. NCBI's taxonomy places the organism in Eukaryota, Metazoa, Chordata, Actinopteri, Carangiformes, Carangidae. Gene Ontology annotation, biological process: response to bacterium.